Messenger RNA from Nicotiana tabacum (common tobacco), 1090 nucleotides. NCBI's taxonomy places the organism in Eukaryota, Viridiplantae, Streptophyta, Magnoliopsida, Solanales, Solanaceae. The record is from RefSeq and is a predicted model, not a curated record.
CACCACCCCCUGCAUUUGUGUCUAUAUACUGUAUAGAUUUUGAGUUAGCACUACAUUGAUAUAAGUUAUAUAUAAAGGGAUUUGUAUAUUUUUGAUCGGAAAAUUUUAAGAAAUGGCGUCAUCGACGGUAUCGUCAUGGGUAAUGGGUUCAACAUGCAUGUCAGUCGUUGAAAGAGAACAUGAUAAACAUUCUUUGUUUGGGAUUUCUUCUAAGUCUAAAUGCAAAUGGGCUUCUCAAACUCGCACCAGGGUUUUGCCCAAGUCCACAUCCACUGCUCAAACAGGGGAGGUAAUGGCAAUUGCUGCCCAACCGGCCAUGGAAGUUGCACUAAAGAAGAAACCUCUGACCAAGGAAAGGCGAGUUGUUGUGACAGGGAUGGGAGUUGAAACGCCGCUUGGUCAUGAUCCCCAUGAAUUUUAUGAAAAUCUGCUUCAAGGUGUCAGUGGCAUAAGUGAGAUAGAAGCUUUUGACUGUUCACAGUAUCCAACAAGAAUUGCUGGAGAGAUCAAGUCUUUCUCCACUGAUGGCUGGGUUGCACCCAAACUUUCUAAAAGAAUGGACAAGUUCAUGCUUUACAUGCUUACGGCUGGUAAGAAAGCACUGUCAGAUGGUGGAAUUACUGAAGACAUUAUGGAUGAAUUGGAUAAAAGAAGAUGUGGAGUUUUAAUUGGCUCUGCUUUGGGUGGAAUGAAGGUUUUUAAUGAUGCAAUAGAGGCUUUGAGGGUUUCGUAUAGGAAGAUGAAUCCUUUUUGUGUUCCAUUUGCAACUACAAACAUGGGUUCUGCCAUGCUUGCCAUGGACCUGGGAUGGAUGGGUCCAAAUUAUUCAAUUUCAACAGCAUGUGCUACAAGCAACUUCUGCAUAUUGAAUGCUGCUAAUCACAUCAUUAGAGAUGAAGCUGACUUGAUGCUGUGCGGUGGAUCAGAUGCAGCAAUUAUACCAAUUGGAUUGGGAGGAUUUGUUGCAUGCAGAGCACUUUCACAGCGAAAUGGUGACCCUGCAAGAGCUUCUCGGCCUUGGGAUAGUGUAAUGUCUUGCAAAUCUUUUGCUCUUAUUCCUCUGCUUUCCCUCUAGUUGUAAACGUCAACU